Messenger RNA from Beta vulgaris subsp. vulgaris (sugar beet), 1914 nucleotides. RefSeq lists its product as uncharacterized. Gene Ontology annotation, biological process: post-translational protein targeting to membrane, translocation; SRP-dependent cotranslational protein targeting to membrane, translocation. Gene Ontology annotation, molecular function: signal sequence receptor activity; transmembrane protein transporter activity; ribosome binding. The transcript is spliced from 7 exons. Bases 178 to 1605 code for a protein of 475 amino acids. NCBI's taxonomy places the organism in Eukaryota, Viridiplantae, Streptophyta, Magnoliopsida, Caryophyllales, Amaranthaceae. The record is from RefSeq and is a predicted model, not a curated record. Gene Ontology annotation, cellular component: Sec61 translocon complex; membrane.
CGAUAACGGACGAGCCCUCCUCUUUUGUUUAUGAGUUUCCAUAAUUAAAAGAAUUCAGCAAUCUUUGUGUAUAUUAAUUACUCUAUUCCUCUCUCUUUUUCUCUGUAUUCUUUCUCUCUCCUCCGAUUGCUCGUUUAGUACGUUAUAUAAAUUGUGAAUUAGUUGAGUAGUUUCAGAAUGGGAGGAGGAUUUAGAGUAUUGCAUUUGGUCAGACCGUUUUUGUCGUUCCUUCCUGAGGUGCAAAGUGCAGACAGGAAGGUGCCCUUCAGAGAAAAGGUCAUCUACACUGUUAUUUCGUUGUUCAUAUUUCUGGUGUGCAGUCAGCUUCCACUUUAUGGAAUUCACUCCACGACGGGGGCUGAUCCAUUCUAUUGGAUGCGUGUUAUCCUCGCUUCCAGCCGUGGAACUGUCAUGGAGCUCGGUAUCACCCCUAUUGUGACGUCUGGGUUGGUGAUGCAGCUCUUGGCUGGGUCAAAGAUCAUUGAGGUUGACAACAAUGUCCGUGAGGACCGUGCACUUUUAAAUGGUGCACAGAAGUUGUUGGGUAUUCUGAUUGCUGUUGGUGAGGCUGUAGCAUAUGUUUUAUCUGGGAUGUAUGGAAGUGUAGGCCAGCUUGGUGUUGGAAACGCAAUUCUUAUCAUUCUUCAACUUUGCUUUGCUGGAAUUAUCGUGAUCUGCCUCGAUGAACUUCUGCAGAAGGGAUAUGGUCUAGGUUCUGGAAUUUCACUUUUCAUUGCUACCAACAUCUGUGAGAACAUCAUCUGGAAAGCAUUCAGCCCAACCACCAUCAAUGCUGGGCGUGGUGCCGAGUUUGAGGGUGCUGUUAUUGCCUUGUUCCACCUCCUAAUUACGAGGACUGACAAAGUCCGUGCCCUUCGAGAGGCAUUUUAUCGGCAGAACCUUCCAAAUGUAACCAACUUGCUUGCAACAGUCUUGAUCUUUUUGAUUGUUAUCUAUUUCCAAGGGUUCCGUGUUGUAUUGCCUGUACGGUCAAAGAAUGCCCGUGGCCAACAGGGCUCAUACCCCAUCAAGUUGUUUUACACCUCCAACAUGCCCAUCAUUCUUCAAUCUGCUCUUGUCACCAACCUAUACUUCAUCUCACAGUUGCUAUACAGGAAAUACAGUGGAAACUUCUUUGUGAAUUUGUUGGGAAAGUGGAAGGAGUCUGAAUAUGGCAAUCAAUCAAUUCCAGUUGGUGGUCUUGCUUACUAUGUUACUGCCCCAGCCAGCUUGGCGGAAAUGGCAGCACAUCCUUUCCAUGCUCUGUUUUAUAUAAUUUUCAUGCUUUCAGCAUGUGCUCUGUUUUCAAAGACAUGGAUUGAGGUUUCUGGAUCAUCUGCUAGGGAUGUGGCUAAGCAGCUUAAGGAGCAAGGAAUGGUUAUGCCAGGACACCGUGAUUCAAACUUGCAGAAAGAACUCAACCGUUAUAUUCCCACUGCUGCUGCCUUCGGAGGAAUCUGCAUUGGUGCAUUAACAGUUUUGGCAGAUUUCAUGGGUGCUAUUGGCUCAGGAACUGGUAUUUUACUUGCAGUAACCAUCAUUUACCAGUAUUUCGAGACAUUUGAGAAGGAGAGAGCAAGUGAACUUGGAUUCCUCGGGCUUUGAGGGCCUUGUCGCAGUUUUGGCGAAGUUUAGGGAAUGGAAAUAGGUGACCCUUUGUUAGAAUUUUACAAGUAGAGUUUCCUUUUCCCCUACAAUCAUGUACGUUUAGUGCAAUUUUUUUUUUCUCUUGUCAACAUACUUACAUUUUAUAGAAUACAGCUAAUUUUAAGUACUUUCAACCAGGUAUUUGUAUCAUUACUUUCUAGGUCAUUUGUUGUUACAGUCAGUUGAGUUAAUUGUGUAAUUUGUAGUUCAUUUUGCGGUUACAUACUAAUAUACUAUUGGUGAGCAGUAAGUUGCACUUGUUCAAAA